This is a messenger RNA of Phalaenopsis equestris, 1171 nucleotides long. RefSeq lists its product as uncharacterized. The coding region runs from base 304 to 990 and encodes 228 amino acids. The transcript is spliced from 5 exons. Lineage: Eukaryota; Viridiplantae; Streptophyta; Magnoliopsida; Asparagales; Orchidaceae. The record is from RefSeq and is a predicted model, not a curated record.
GGUACUAAAAGGUCCUAAUUGAAUUCUCAGGCCGCACCUCUCUAAAUAAGCCGCGCCAAACGUAAAGCGAACAAAGAUCGAUUUUGAGAAGCUCCGCUUCCCUAACUGGGGAUCGCAGGGUACUAAGAUCCGAAACUCCAUCUUCUUUCUCCUUCCUAAAUCCGGGAUUCGAGGUGAAAGGGAGUAAAAACGUUAUUUAGCUUAAAAUCCUGCGACUGAACAGCCCCAUAGUCCUCUUCAUCUCUUGUUCUCUCCUCUACGAUCGCAAUCUAUCUCUUUUAUACCACACCGCGCUUCUAAGCAAUGAUAAAGAGGCGAUUCUAUAAAGUCGAGCACGGAGACAUUAGCGGCACUUCUGAGUCAUCGUCAUCGGAUGACUCCGACUCUUUUAAUGAAGUAGAUGCGGAGGAAGGCCGUGAUGUUGAAGAUGAGGAGGGAAGAAGGGGAGGUGAUAAGAACAUUCUGCUUCACCGUUCUCCCGGGUCAGGGUAUGAAAGCGAGGACAGUUCAAAUAACCAGGGCGAUGUUGAUACCUCAGAGAUUCUUAUUAAUGAGGAAGAUAUGACUGGUGAUAACAUGAAAGGCAGCAAGAUGGUUGACAAGGUACCUGGUAAUGAAGUUGAGAUGGCUCAUGAAAUGACAGGGAGAAAGAUACAUCCAAUUCAGACCAAUAUUUCCAACUUUAUUCUUAAAUUUAAGUCAGUUUUCAAGUGUAGACUGUGCCCCAGAAUUCUCUGCUUAAAUGAAGAUGCUGUUGGUGCACACCUCUCUUCAAAAAGGCAUGCGGGGUCCAAAAAGCUGCAUGAUGAGGGUAGGCUGAAAUUAAUGUUAAACAGCGAUGGAGAACUUGAGGAGGAGCAGGAGACACAUGCUGAAAGGCAUGCUAGAAUUUUAGCUCUAUCUGAGAGGGUGUGCACUACAUCUAACAAUGGAAAAUCAGAACCGUCCAUUAAAAAUUGCUCCAAGAAGAGGCGAACGGUGGAUACCUGAAGAGCCCUUUGAGGCGUUCUCCACCGCUCAUCCAUUUUGAUGGCUGGUUGCUUUCGACAGAUGAAUUUAUUUGUUUUCUUAUUUUUCAGCAGAGUAAAAUCUAGAAAAUUAUUUAUCCAAAAACAGUAUAAAGAUUAUAAUUGAAUUAUUAUUAUUUUCUGGCUUAGUGAACGAACAAACC